GCCAUGUCCGAGGACGAAGACGGCGCCUUUGACGAGACGGGGCGGAUCGGCAACACCGACUGGUGCCAGUGCGGAUGUUGCGCGCAGAUGCCGACAGCUGACGAGUGCGUCUGCUGCCGCGAGUACCCCGCCGCCGCGUCGAGGCAACCUGGCUGCCUAACAAGCAACCCGGAUUUCGAGACGGUGUGCUUGAAUCCGGGGGUGCUCGAGGUCGCCUACCUCAUGAUGCGCCACUACCGCCAGGACGGAAUGGGCACAACAGCGCACGAGCGCAACCGCUACGCCGCCUACCGGCAGUGCGUCCUGUGGCUGUGGCGGCGCCUUGGCCAGCACAACAGGCGACCACUGCCAUCCUGUGUGGUGAAGGCCAUCAGGGGCCAGUUUCCCGACACUUCAUAUUCUGGCUUUCGGCACAGUCACUGA
This is a messenger RNA of Ixodes scapularis (black-legged tick), 423 nucleotides long. Its product is annotated as P2X purinoceptor 7-like. The annotation marks the transcript as partial. The record is from RefSeq and is a predicted model, not a curated record. NCBI's taxonomy places the organism in Eukaryota, Metazoa, Arthropoda, Arachnida, Ixodida, Ixodidae. The transcript is spliced from 3 exons.